This is a messenger RNA of Vigna angularis (adzuki bean), 1230 nucleotides long. Its product is annotated as expansin-A13. The transcript has 2 exons. Lineage: Eukaryota; Viridiplantae; Streptophyta; Magnoliopsida; Fabales; Fabaceae. Bases 209 to 1105 code for a protein of 298 amino acids. Gene Ontology annotation, biological process: plant-type cell wall organization. The record is from RefSeq and is a predicted model, not a curated record. Gene Ontology annotation, cellular component: extracellular region.
CUAAAUUCUAUUCAAUACAAAGUCCUCUAAGAUCAUUUGGUUGACGAUGAAUAAUUAAUGUGCAGAAAUUAUGAAACUUUUAUUGUGCAGAUUGAGUGAGUAAUAGCCAGCACGUGGAACAGUUAUUCAGAAAUGAAUGCAGUAAAAGGCACGAAAAAGACAAACAAGUAAAGAGAUAGAAAGGUUAUGAAAAAGCGAAAAAGAAGAUAUGAUUUGCAUCACUUUGCUAUCGCUUGUAUCAACAGCAGCAACAACAACCAAACGCAAAUCAAUGUCAAAACUAACCGUUCUCUUGUUUCUUCUAUUCGCAUUCUUCAAUUCUUCAACAGUCACCACUUUAUACUCUCCUUCACCUCCCGCCUCGCCAUUUUCCCAAUCUACCCCUGACCCCGACUCCUCUCCACCGGCAGAGUGGCUCUUCGCCCAUGCCACGCACUACGCCGCCACCGAUGCUCUUGGCGGCGCGUGCGGCUACGGUGACCUUCCCAACGGCAUGGCCACCGCUGCACUCAGCGAAGCCCUCUUCAACCGCGGCCAGAUCUGCGGCGCCUGCUUCGAGCUCCGCUGCCGCGAGGAGGACGCCGACUUCGACCGCCGCUGGUGCAUCUCCGGCGCGUCGGUUGCCGUCACCGCCACCAAUUUCUGCGCACCGAACUACGGAUCCGACGCCGAGAGCCUCAGCGGACACUGUAACCCUCCGAAGCAGCAUUUCGUUCUCCCCACCGAAGUUUUCGAGAAAAUCGCAAUCUGGAAAACUGGCACCGGCAACAUGCCAGUGCAGUAUCGCAGGAUAGAGUGCAGAAGAGAAGGAGGAAUGCGGUUCACAUUGAGUGGUUCUGGAAUCUUCAUUUCGGCACUGAUUAGUAAUGUGGGUGGGAUGGGAAACAUUGUGGGUGUGAAGGUUAAGGGUUCAAAAACUGGUUGGCUUUCAAUGGGUAGGAACUGGGGUCAGAACUGGCAUGUUAAUGCUUUACUGCAGAAUCAACCUCUCUCUUUUGAGGUCACUGGUAGCGAUGGAAUCACUGUUACAUCUUACAAUGUUGCUCCCAAGGAUUGGACUUUUGGACAAUCUUUUGAAGGAAAACAAUUUCGCCUGAACAGAUAAGAGGAAGGACCAUUCUCCUUCCUUUUCUUCUCCCUCACCAUUGGAAUUCUCAUUCACCUGUGUAAUAUUUCUCAAAUAGAUCAAAGUGAUAAUAUAUCUAAGCCCUAUAAUUCAUACUUGUCCUA